Diospyros lotus (date-plum) is the source of this 2463-nucleotide messenger RNA. RefSeq names its product pollen receptor-like kinase 3. The transcript is spliced from 4 exons. The record is from RefSeq and is a predicted model, not a curated record. Lineage: Eukaryota; Viridiplantae; Streptophyta; Magnoliopsida; Ericales; Ebenaceae. Gene Ontology annotation, molecular function: ATP binding; protein binding; protein kinase activity. Gene Ontology annotation, biological process: protein phosphorylation. Bases 365 to 2230 code for a protein of 621 amino acids.
CAAAAGAACACUGCACCAGUGGCGCUGUCGACGUCCGCUGCCAUGGGCGCCGGAACCGAAUUGGCUCCGAGCAAUCCAACCUCUGUCUCUGUAUUUGAAGGACGACAAUGCCGCAUGAUUUGAUAUACUAAUAUAAACCUUCCAGAUAGAUUAAUGGUCAAUCAGGCCGCUUUUGAAGGGGACAAUUUCAGCUAUUCUUAGUAAUGGCGAUUGGAUAUGACAUCUCCAUCACCAAUUGCCCCCCAAAUAAACCUAAUCCAGUCCACCCAUACCUACUUUCAGAGAAUUCCCAUCUCUCCGAGCAGCGGCAUGACGUUUCUUUCCGGAGGUUCCACUGCAAUUUCCGGCUGAGGAACCACCAGACAUGGCCGCUGUUCGCUUCCUCCUCCUCCCUCUCCUCCUUUUCUUCUCCCUGCCCCUCUCUCUGUCUGCGACUGACGCAGAAACCCUAAUCAGGUUCAGAAACUCCCUCUCAAAUUCUCAGGCUCUCGAUUCAUGGACCCCAAACACUUCUCCCUGCGACACCAAACAGCGAUGGGCAGGCGUUGUUUGUAACAAACAGGGAGAUAUCACUGGUCUCAAUCUCGGCCAUAUGGAUCUCUCCGGCAAGAUUGACGUAAACGCUUUGCUUCAGCUCCCCGCUCUUCGAACAAUCUCUUUCGUGCGCAACUCUUUCUCGGGCCCGAUACCGCAAUUCAAUCGUCUUGGUUCUCUCAAGGCUCUCUACUUGUCCUUCAAUGGCUUUUCCGGGGAAAUACCUUCGGAUUUCUUCUCAAAAAUGGGGUCUUUGAAGAAACUAUGGCUUUCCGGGAAUAAAUUUUCAGGGAAACUGCCAGAAUCUUUGGGAAAGAUGCCGAAUCUGAAGCAUCUGCACCUGGAGGAAAAUGAAUUCUCUGGGCCCAUUCCUCCAUUGGAACAACAAUCUUUAACUUCAAUCGACCUGUCAAACAACAAGCUCGAGGGUGAAGUGCCAUCGGCUCUAGCCGCAAGAUUUGGCAAGCGUCCAUUCCAGGGAAAUCAAGGUCUGUGCGGAAAGGCAUUGGGCAAGGAAUGCAGCCAGUCGCUGCUGUCGGCGGCUCGUGACACCCCGGAACCGAAGGAGAAAUCUAUGGUAUCUUUGUGGGUGGUAAUAGCCAUAGUUGCUGCAACGGCGGUAGUGGUUGUAAUGUUUAUAGUGGCUCGGAAAGAGGAAGACGAGAGCGUGGACGAGAAGUAUAAAAAGCCGGGGAAAGAGAACCUGGAUGAGGGAUUUCAAAAGCGGCCAUCACCAAGCACAAACAUGCGGAGCAUCGGCAUCAGUUCUAGCAUGAGAGGCGGCUCCAGCAGGCGGAGCUCGAUGAAAUGCAGGGACACCAGCGACCUGGUGGUGGUGAACGAGGAGAGGGGGAUAUUUGGGUUUGCGGACUUGAUGAAGGCGUCGGCGGAGGUGCUGGGGAACGGGGAGCUAGGGUCGUCGUACAAGGCAGUGAUGGGGAACGGAGUGGCGGUGGUGGUGAAGAGGAUGAAGGAGACGAACAAGAUAGGUAAGGAUACGUUUGACGCCGAGAUGCGGCGGCUAGGGAAGCUCCGGAACCCGAAUAUCUUGACUCCGCUGGCUUACCAUUUCCGGAAAGAAGAGAAGCUGGUGGUUACUGAGUACGCUCCUAAAGGCAGCUUGUUCUUCGUCUUGCAUGGCGACCGCGGGAUCUCACACGCGGAGCUGAAUUGGCCAACUCGCCUGAAAAUCAUCAAGGGCAUUGCCCGGGGACUGGGCUUCCUCCACGCUGAGUUUCCAUCCAUCGACGUCCCUCAUGGAAACCUCAAGUCCUGCAACAUUCUCCUCGACUCAACGUACGAGCCCCUCCUCUCCGACUACGCCUUCUACCCUCUCAUCAACAACUCCGGCGCCGUCCGCUCUAUGUUCGCUUUCAAGUCGCCGGAAGCCGUUCUCAACCAGCUCGUCUCCCCGAAAAGCGACGUCUACUGCUUUGGCAUCGUCGUUCUCGAAAUCAUCACCGGGAAAUUCCCGUCGCAGUACGGCAGUGGUGGCACCGACGUGGUGCAGUGGGCGCGGUCGGCGGUGGCGGAGAAGAGGGAGAGGGAGCUGAUCGAUCCGGAGAUAGUGGGGACUAAUUCGGUGGCAGAGAUGGAGAAGCUCCUGCGGCUUGGAGCUUCUUGCACUGAGAGUAAUGUGAACCAGAGGAUUGACAUGGCGGAAGCCAUUAGGAGGGUGGAAGAGGUGCAAGCUUGAAGGAAGAUGAUCAGCUGUGAUUAAUUAAGUUGUAGGAAUGGAGAUUAAUGGGAAUGAUUCAUUUCUUAGAAUUUUUCUGUCAUUUGGGUUACAUCAUUUUGAAAAGAAAAGGUUGAAGAAGAUAUGGUUAGUGAUCGGACACAUUCAUAGUAGAUUCAUUACAGUAUAUAUCCCUCCCUUUGUUUGUGUUCUUUCAGUUCCAUGGCAUCUCUAUUUAAUAUCAUAUGGUUGGA